UCAAGUCCUCAACUGCCCAAACCCGAAGGCCGUGUAUUUGUGCGAGGACUACACUCCACCUGAAAAUCAAUAUGGAGUAACAAUAGUAGGAUGGCAAUGUUGAUAACGGCCAGAGAAGUUUCUUCCCUAUCUCAAGGUUUCAUCUUCAACUCUCCAAGCCCCCUUAUUCCCCGGAGAAACCAAAACAGCCGACUCAUCUGUCGAGCGAGCGGCCUCCGUGUCCAUGGAAAGCGGAAUCUUGCUCUCCUUAAUCCCAAAAGCAGAUGUGAUCAGGUAAGCACUGCUUGGGAAAGUGCAAUAGAGUUUGUACUGGAAGCAUUUAAAAGUACCUCAGAUACCAGAAAAGAGAGAACUUCCUCUGCAAGAAGAGUUGCCGCUGCAAUUGAGGAUACUAGUAUUGAUUUUGGGGACUUCUUCAAAGGCCCUUUACCAGGGAAAUUUCUCAAACUUUUGGGUUUUUUGGCAUUGUCAAGAUUUGGUAUAUAUGUACCACUUGGUGGGGUUAAUAGGGACGCAUUUGCUGGCAAUUUAGAUCAGAAUAGUAUAUUGAGCACUUUGGAUUCAUUUUCUGGAGGCGGGAUUGGUAGACUUGGAAUAUGCUCCCUCGGUAUUGUUCCUUUCAUCAAUGCACAGAUUGUCUUUCAGCUUCUUGGUCAAAUCAAUCCCAAGCUGCAAGAACUUCAGAAAAGAGAAGGUGAGGCUGGAAGGAAGAAAGUGCUUCAGUAUACCCGCUAUGCAUCUGUAGGGUUUGCCAUAGUACAGGCAAUUGGGCAAGCAUUGUACCUUCGGCCUUAUGUGGAUGACUUCAAUACUCAGUGGGUUCUUUCUACUGUUGCUCUAUUGACUCUUGGUUCAAUAUUUACAACAUACAUCGGAGAAAGAAUAUCCGACUUAAAACUAGGAAAUGGCACAUCUCUUUUAAUAUUCACAAAUAUCAUCUCCUACUUGCCAGCAUCCUUUGGUAGGACAGUUGCAGAGGCAUAUCAAGACGGUAACUAUGUUGGGCUUGCUGGAAUUGUUAUUUCCUUCAUCCUUUUAGUCCUCAGCAUAGUUUAUGUACAGGAAGCAGAGAGAAAAAUUCCACUUAACUAUGCCUCAAGAUAUACUAGCAGGACUGGAGGCACGCAGAAAUCUGCGUACCUGCCCUUUAAAGUAAAUGGUUCAGGAGUUAUGCCAAUUAUCUUCUCUACAUCAUCUAUGGCUCUUCCGGGCACUCUCGCACGAUUCACUGGUGUGGAAGUGCUAAAAAAUACAGCAGCCGCUUUAACUCCAGCUGGUUCCCUGUAUCUCCCAACAAAUGUGCUUUUGAUUGCCUUCUUCAAUUACUACUACACCUUCCUGCAACUGGACCCUGAUGACGUGAGCGAACAACUGAAGCGACAAGGUGCUUCCAUCCCACUUGUCCGCCCUGGAAAAAGCACUGCCGCUUUCAUCAGAACAGUUUUAAGUCGAAUAUCAGUGCUUGGUUCUGUGUUUUUGGCUCUUCUGGCUGCUGGACCUGUUGUGAUUGAGCAAGGGACACACCUUACUGCUUUUCGGGGGUUUGCAGGCACAUCUGUUCUUAUUCUUGUUGGCUGUGCAACCGACACGGCGAGGAAAGUGCAGGCUGAGAUCAUAUCCCAGAAAUACAAGAACAUUGAAUUUUAUGACGUUGACAAGCAUGUACCAUAAAUCAAUCGUAAUAACAAAUUUUGGGAUGGUCCUUGGUUGGCGAUCGGUUUUUUCUUUGUACCAUGAAGUGGGGUUUAAUGCACCAGACCCCCUCGUGAUAUAUAAAUUCAGCGCUUUAGCUUCCUGUAAUUUGAAAAAUGCAUCAACCCCCCGUGUUUUAAUUAAUCAUGUCUAGAACCCCUUUUAUGACUAAAUUUAAUGAUUUUGAGAUCACUUUUCCUAAUAUUCUGAUUGAAUAUGCUAGUAAAUAUGUCAAAAUCUCUAAAUCAUACAAAAAUGUUAAUCAUUUUUCUUAUAUUUGACAACUGAAUUUGUUCAUAGAAGGGAUUUUGCGCAUAAUUAUAUAAAACACAAGGGAGUUUGACGCAUUUUUUAAAUCACAUGGGGCUAAUACGCUGAAUUUCCAUAUCACAGGGGUAUUUGGUGCAUUAAACCCCCAUGAAGUGUGACACAAGAUUCCAUUCUGAUUUUUUUGUUAGAUCAUUACCGUAACAUAUCAGAUUUGUAUAUCAUGCUACUAGUGUAGCCUGAAACUGUAUAUAUGUAAUAUGUAAUAUUGUUAUGCCCUAUAUGUAAUAUUGGUGUCAUUGAAAAUUGUUAUGUCUAAUUAUUUUUUUUAAUAUUAUUAUGCCCU
Cuscuta europaea is the source of this 2305-nucleotide messenger RNA. NCBI's taxonomy places the organism in Eukaryota, Viridiplantae, Streptophyta, Magnoliopsida, Solanales, Convolvulaceae. The record is from the annotation of a GenBank genome assembly.